AUGAAAGGUCGCUCCGCCCACAUAUACUAUACACCCCCUACUUUAUUACCACCCCGAGCUGAACAAUUUUAUGACAGAGGACAUAAUCAUUUGGUGGUGUCUGAUUGUUGUGCUUUAUCUAUUCGGCUGAAGACAUCAAAAAACUUACUCAGGAGUAUGGAGACCAAGCCGGAGACAUUGUGUCGCGUUUGUGGUGACAAAGCUUCUGGGAAACACUACGGCGUCGCGUCAUGUGAUGGUUGCAGGGGGUUCUUCAAAAGGAGUAUUAGACGUAAUUUGGACUACGUGUGUAAAGAAAAUGGACGGUGUGUGGUGGAUGUGACAAGGCGUAACCAAUGCCAGGCGUGUCGAUUUUCCAAAUGCCUGCGCGUCAAUAUGAAGAAAGAUGCGGUACAACACGAGCGCGCUCCUCGUCCGUCGGUAGCCGCCCAACACCAUAUGGCGCUACAGAAGCUCGGGUACAACUUCACGCGACAGCAACCUUUCAUUCCAAGUCCGACCCCUCUGACUCUGUCCACUUUCCCGCCUCUCCACGCAUAUAAUGGCCUAGUGUCCGCCCUCCCCGACGCUACCGUACACAAUUCCUUUCUGGACAGAUCUUCGUUUCAAGACUUCCCCCCAUCGAGACUUCCGGAUACAAUGUCGGCCGAUGCUCCUCAAAUAAGCCCACUUCUUAGCACCCAUGUCAGUGCACUCAGUCCACUCAAUCCAUUUAAGAUUCCAUUGUUUUCAGCGUCACUUCAUUAUCCAGUUCCACACCCCGCUUAUAUCCCGUCUAAUAUUUUAUAUCCAUCAGUCGUAACAUCAUCUGUUUCGACAAAUACUUUGGAAAAACAACCAGAUUCACAACUCUCUGAAAAAAUUAAAGAAGAUGAAGUAUCUAGUUCUGAGGAAGCUUGCAAAUCUGAUUGCCAAGUGGAAACGAUUGUGAAAGAAGAUACGAGAAAAACGUCGCUACAUUCUCCUACAAACUUUGAACCACCAGUGCACAUAGUAUCAAAAAUAUCAGAAAAACAUCCUCAAGGUGUAGACUACAAACCGUAUACAUUCGUCGAUUACCUGAAUGACCGUCACAAAGCAAUGCACGUUGUAGACAGCAACAAGCCAAGUUUGGAUGGCAUCUCAGAGAUGACAACAAAAUUAAAAAAGUAUUGUUUUGAUACUUGGAAACUUGACGAAGAGGUCUACGCCCCGGCUGCGAAGAUCUUAGUAACUUCGAUAAAAUGGCUACACGGGGUUGGCACAUUCGUUCAUAUGAAACCCGCCGAGCAAAUAAGUCUAUUACGUAGUAAAUGGAAGGAACUGUUUAUUCUUACAGCAGCAGAAUAUUCAUUUUACUUCGAAGAAGAUUACGAUGUCUCUACCAUUGCACUAAAGCGGCCUCAGAUCAAGGAGGAUCGCAAAAAGUUAACUUAUCUGUUGAAAAGAUUAUCUCAGUGCAGGCUAGAUAGAUCCGAAUAUGACUGGUUGAAAUCCACCUUGUUGUUUCGCACAGACACUACGGAAAAUCCAUCUGCUCACAUGGAGAUGCUGCAAGAUCAGUUCUUGAUGUUACUACAGAAGCAUUGUGCAGCCAAAGAUUCCACGCGGUUCGGGAAAGUCAUGCUGUUGCUACCCAGCAUAUGUUGUACAGCGAACAAAGAAACACUAGAGCACUUACUAUUCCCUACCACUACUUCCUUAGACGACAUGUACUCCGUUCUAUCGCGAAUACUCAUGUACACUUCAAUGUGA
Messenger RNA from Spodoptera littoralis (African cotton leafworm), 1734 nucleotides. NCBI's taxonomy places the organism in Eukaryota, Metazoa, Arthropoda, Insecta, Lepidoptera, Noctuidae. The record is from the annotation of a GenBank genome assembly.